GGGACCAAAUGUGAAAAACGUCAAACCAGGUGCGUCAAACGUUCGAUUCGGGAUUUUUUGUGUAAACAUAAAACUGAAAUUGGCAAAUAAAGUCAAAUUUAAUAAUAUGGAAAUAAAACAAGAAGCUAGUGAGAAAUCUUGUAAAAUAGAAAGAGUGGCCUGUGAUGGUCCCAUGGAUGCCGUCAAAAUUGAAAUUAAGGAAGAACCCAAGAGAGAAAGUGCGUAUGACGCAUUUGAUUAUUUAGACUUAAAUAAAUUCCCCCUAAAAACUGAAGUAGAACCAGAUGAAUAUAAAUUUAAAUUGUUUGAAGACAAGCAAACAACAAAUGAAGAAGGUCGUUCCCAGGAGAAGAAUAGAAUGAAAAUAAUAGAAAUGUUACAUUCAUCUCAUAAAGCAAAAUACACAGGUCAACAAGCUGAAAGAAAAAUAUUACAUAAACAUAGGAAAGUUGUGACUGGACAAAGACUUUACAAGUGUGAAAUUUGUUUAAAGCAGUUAUCCCGAAACGAUUCUUUUGCUCGACAUAUGAAAAUUCACACUGGAGAAAAACCUUAUAAGUGUCAAAAUUGUUUAAAGCAGUUUUCUGAGAAAGGUAUUUUGAAUGCACAUUUGAAAGUGCACUCUGGAGAAAAACCGGGGAAAAAAACUUGUGAAAUUUGUUUUAAGAAAUUUACUGGAUUAGAAAGUUUGAAAAAUCAUUUGAGAGUGCACACUGGGGAAAAACCGUACAAGUGUGAACAUUGUUUAAAGAAGUUUUCUCAAAAAGGUAAUUUGAAGGUACAUUUGAAAAUUCACACUGAAGAAAAGCCAUAUAAGUGUGAAGUUUGUUUUAAGAAAUUUACUGAAGCAGCAAGUUUGAGAAAGCAUUGGGGAGUGCACAUUGGGGAAAAACCAUAUCAGUGUGAAAUUUGUUUUAAAGCAAUUUACUGAAUCAGGAAGUUUGAAAAGACAUUUGAGAGUGCACACUGGGGAAAAACCGUACAAGUGUAAAAAUUGUGUAAAGGAGUUUUCUCGGAAAGGUAGUUUGGAUGCACAUUUGAAAGUGCACACUGGAGAAAAGCCUUACAAGUGCGAAGUUUGUUUUAGGCAAUUUAGAGAAGCAAACCAUUUGAAAAAACAUUUUAGACUGCACACUAGAUAAAAACCAUACAAGUGUGAAAUUUGCUUUCAACAGCUUUCUUUAGUAAGUUCUAUAAAAAGACAUUUGAGAAUGUACACUUGAGAAAAACUGAAGAUGUGUGAAAUUUGUUUUAAAUGGUUUUUUUCCAAGGUAUGUCGGAUCCGAAAGAUCUCCAUUAUCACUGAAGCUGAAACUUAUUAUGUUUGUUGCCUAUUAUUGUUUUCUUCGCCAAUUUGAGAAUUUUUUUUACCCUGUAGAAGUUUUUACAGGCCAUUUGCUUGGUGUGUCCUAAAUAUACCGGGGUCUCUUCUUGAUUGCCCAUAUGGUUUUCUUUGUGGUCCAGUGUCUCGCAAUCAUAUGCAAGACGCUGGAUGUUGUAAUCAAGACAUGUUGUACAUUUUUUGGUUCUUUAUCAGAGAGUCUGAAUUCAGGGUACCCAUUUUAUUCACAAAAUCUCUUACCGGUCCGUGCCCGGUCAAUUUUCCUCUUACUGUUCUCAGUUUCUUCCUGCCAUUUGGAGCAAUUCCACAUGGUUCACCAUUGAAGAUUUUCCCAUGUGUCUGGGUCCAUUCAUCUACAAACAUAUGUAUUGUAGCCUUUAAUACUCACAGUCAGGGUAACAGUUGGUCCGUUUGAUUCAUAUCCACUUUUAGAACAUGUAGAACAUGUUCAAAAGUUAGCUUCUCAAACGUAAACGUAAGCUCAAACUACAAGUACACAACUUCAUCAUUUAUUCUCUAAAUGAUGAUGUUCAGUUGUACAUUUGACAUGAAGCAAAUGAUGGAGUCAGUAGCAAUGAAUUUACGUCUUGACUUAUAAUAGAUUAUAUAAAUAAUAUUCGUGCUAUCAACCUGUUGUAUUCAUCUCAGAUGGAUGCAACUACCAAAAUCGAAACAGAACUCUGGCUAGUGCUUUAAGUGAUGCAGCAAUAGCAAAAUCCGUUAGAAUACAGCAGUUAUAUAUUGAAAAAGGCCAUACUAUGAUGUAAGCAGAUUCAGUUCAUUCAAACUUUCUUUCGAAAAUUACUUUCAGCCUCCAAUUAAUUCACUGAUGCAUUACAUUUCUAGAAUGCGUCUUGCUGGGCUAAAACAUCCGUAUAAUAUUUAAAAUGUAGAUUUUACGUUCUUUAAAAACUAGACUAUUGGCAGUAACUUUCGUUCAAUAAUACCUGGAAAAAAAGAUACACAAGUUGCAGAUAUAAGACAAUUAAAAUAUAGCCCCAAUGGAGUGGUAUACUACACCACUGAUUACUCAGAUAACUGGAAGCUACUACCACACUAAAGAGAAAGUCAAGACCUAUCGGUUUAUGAAAACUCACUCUUCAAGACAUCUUCUGAAAUAUCAGAAGACAAGUUCAAACACCUGCAAGACCAUAAAUCAGUUAUUGAAAAAGAUCACUUUUCCGAUACUCUACCUAAAAUCAACAAAAAAUAAUAAUUUCGGGGGUGUUCGUAAAAAUAUCAUACACUGAUACUACAAAUCGAAGUUUGUUUAUUUAAAAUAAAGUUACUUUACUGUU
Messenger RNA from Diabrotica balteata, 2640 nucleotides. NCBI's taxonomy places the organism in Eukaryota, Metazoa, Arthropoda, Insecta, Coleoptera, Chrysomelidae. The record is from the annotation of a GenBank genome assembly.